Molecule: messenger RNA, 3522 nt
Organism: Anneissia japonica
Lineage: Eukaryota; Metazoa; Echinodermata; Crinoidea; Comatulida; Comatulidae
Product: lysine-specific histone demethylase 1A-like
Biological process (GO): regulation of DNA-templated transcription
Cellular component (GO): nucleus
Molecular function (GO): protein binding; oxidoreductase activity; flavin adenine dinucleotide binding
Source: RefSeq, a predicted model, not a curated record
CCAAGCAUCAAAACGGCAACAAGAGAAACGCGAGAGAGGAGCAUACAAAAACAACGUCGAAAGUAGGGACGCGAGGAGAGAGGACAAAGGCCGGCUGAACAGCCCUGAAUUGUCACUGCUGUACACAGAGCUCACAGAGAUGGAUAGAAAGGAGAAUAAAGAGCAGAUGGGAAAGGAGUCUUUCACAAUGCCAACCACCUCGGUCGUGGCUGCACCAGCCGACAGCAGUAUCUCAUUUCAAAAAGGAAAUGGACAACAAAUGAGUACCUCAAUCUCAAUGGUAUCCAACCUAAAUAAGAAGAGAGAACGCUCAAGCCCUGUAGACAUCCAUCAUCAUCCGCAUUCAAAAUCUAUGAAAACAAUGUCACUAGGUGAUCAGUUGAGUGGACGAAGAAUGAGCAAGCGAAAACGAGUUAAGGUUGAAUAUAAAGAAAUGGAUGAUAAACUUGCCAAUCUUUCUGAGGAUGAGUACUAUAGUGAAGAAGAAAGGAAUGUCAAAAAGGACAAAACAGGACAAGAUGAUCCUGAAGAAAAAGAGGAAAGUGAAACAGAUGAACCAAAAGGUGGUAAUCCAAUGGCGAUCGUCAGUAAACAAGUUAAUAUGGAGCUAGCUAAGAUAAAACAAAAAUGCCCCCUGUACCAGAGCUCUGGAAACACAGUAAACAAGGACAAAGAUGAAAUGGUGGAGCGUGAGUUCAACAGACUUCUAGAGGCGACUUCCUACAUGUCACAUCAAUUGGAUUUCAACUCCAUCAACACCAAACCCCUUUCACUUGGACAGGCAUUAGAACUUGUCAUUAAAUUACAGGAAAAGCAGGUGAAGGAGAAAAAACUUGAUUUUCAUAAGAACAUUCUGACUAUCCAAGAAGAAAUGAAAGUCAUUCAGGCCAAGAUGUUGACACUGCAAGACAAGAUCAAGAUCUUACAUGACCAACAUAAAGAUGCCUUUGAAAUUAGGUCACCAAGAGAAAUAACAGCAGAAUUCUUAGUGAGAAGUAAGCAUAGAGACCUAAUUCAAGCUUGGAAGGAAUUUGAUGACUUGAAGGAAAAGCAGAAAGAAUUGGAUGAAAAAGUGCAAGCAAUGGAGUCGAACCCUCCCAGUGAUGUUUACUUGUCGUCAAUUGAUCGGCAAAUCUUGGAUUGGCAUUUUGCCAACUUGGAAUUCGCCAAUGCCACCCCACUCUCGACACUGUCACUUAAGCAUUGGGAUCAAGACGAUGACUUUGAAUUUUCUGGCAACCAUUUAACGGUCAGGAAUGGUUACUCAUGUGUCCCUGUAGCACUGGCUGAGACCCUCGACAUCAAACUGAAUACUAUUGUCCGACAUGUUCGCUCCAAUGUAGCUUCAGGUGUUGAGGUGGUCACUAAUACAUCUAAGGGUCAAGGCAGUUACACUUAUAAAGGUGAUGUUGUGCUCUGCACGCUUCCCCUUGGCGUUCUUAAGCAAUCUCCACCAACUGUCCAGUUUGUUCCCCCUCUUCCAGAAUGGAAAACAUCGGCAAUACAAAGGAUGGGAUAUGGAAACUUAAAUAAAGUGGUUCUGUGUUUUGAUAAAAUAUUUUGGGAUCCGUCAGUGAACCUGUUCGGUCACGUUGGCAGUACCACAGCCAGUCGUGGUGAGCUGUUUCUCUUUUGGAACCUCUACAAAGCCCCUGUUUUACUUGCUCUAGUGGCAGGCGAAGCUGCCCAAAUUAUGGAGAAUGUUAGUGAUGAUGUGAUUGUGGGACGAUGUCUUGCCGUCCUGAGGGGUGUAUUUGGGCAAACUGCUGUGCCGCAGCCCAAAGAAACUGUUGUUACGCGAUGGAGAGCUGACCCGUGGUCUCGGGGUUCGUACUCCUAUGUAGCUGCCGGUUCAUCGGGCAGCGACUAUGACUUGAUGGCUACACCGGUGACCCAUGCUCCCGUGGCAGGCUCGCAAACGACUAACUUGCCGAAACUUUUCUUUGCUGGCGAACAUACUAUCAGGAACUACCCAGCCACAGUCCACGGGGCCCUGCUAAGUGGACUACGUGAAGCAGGACGCAUUGCUGAUCAGUUGCUUGGCCCAUCCUAUGCACCCCCACCUGUGUCCAGGCCACCUACCAAAUGAAGAAGUUGCCCAAAUUGAAACUGUAUACUUGUAAACAAUAUGAACGUUAUGAGGUUCAGGAAAUAAUUAUACAAUCCAAGGAUGAAUAUAAUUUUGAUAGCUCUUUGAUCUUUUAUAAAACAUUUAGCAUUUGCCUUUGCAUCCUAUAUAGGGCUUGCAAUCCAAAAACCAGCGUACUGUCACUAAAUAUUAAUCUGAGUAAUUAGCAUAAGAAUGUAGUAGCAUUGUAUAAUUGAGUACAGAGAAGCUGCAAUACUUUUACUCAUGCUUUGGCAACAGUUAGUGCAAUUAAAUGUUCAGAUAAAAAUACUUCUUUAUCUCCUAGUACUGUAUGCAAGAUUUUCCUUUCCCAAACUGGCUAAUAGCUUAGCUAUUCCUAAUCAGUAAACUGGUUAUUCUUACAAACUCACAAAAUUUAUAUCUUAGUACAGUAUGUAAAAUUGUUUCUAAAUAUGGUUAUAUUAUUACUAGACUGGAACGUUACUGUUAACCUAUUAUUAUUAUUAUUAUUAUUAUUAUUAUUAUUAUUAUUAUUAUUAUUAUUAUUAUUAUUAUGUGAGCUAUAUUAUUUGUUACUAGCAGUGGUGGCUCCAGUGUCAGAAAUCUGGGUUGUGUGGAGAGGGGGUGCAAAGUAGGACCUGCACCCUGCAAUUGUCACUUGAUUCUAUCAAGCAUGCUACAAGUGGCAUCAUAAAGGCUUACAAGAAGCGUGUCCAGCUUGCAGUGUCUUAAUGAUAAGAUGGGAAAAUGAACAUAUUUCUGGUACUUAUCGUGAUAAGCUUACUAAAGGCAAAGCGAUUGAUAUGAUUGUGGGAAAAACUGGGGGAAGGGGCCCCUGUAGUGCCGCUAAUGGUUAAAAGUUUAAGUGAUUGGUUUGUAGGUAUCUUUGUCUCAUUAUUUAUUUAUUAAUAUGCGAGCCUGUUUUAUGAUUGGCUACAUGCUAAAUAUGCAACCAAGAAGUAUAUUCGCAUCAGGUUUUUUGGUUGGCAGCAUGGCUAUGCCUAAUUCAAUUGGUUGAUCCCAUAAUUUGCUUAAAUUGUUAUCUAACAGGCCUGUGUCUAACAACAUAACAAGUAUCUGUUAGUGAACUUCAGAGACCAUUUGAUUGGUUGAUAGCGUAACUUGAUAAUGCUAACUGUCCUUAGUCUAACAAAAUAAACAUGCUGUAUUUGUUAGUAUGUUAGCUUGUUUUCUGAGACAAUACGAUUUGUUGAGAGCAUACCUUUGCUUAAUAAAUGGUUGGCUAACUGCCCUUUGUCUAACAACAUAACAUGCUGUUAGUAUGUGAGCUUUUCUUCUGAGGCAGUAUUAUGAUUGGCUGAUAGCAUUACCUCCCUUAAACAAUUGGUUAACUUGCCUGUUGCUAUGUAAAUAUACUAUUUGUCAUAUUCCCAUUUGGAUAAUUAAAAGAUUCAGUAGAAAUUGUAAAUGCA